AUGUCAUUCUUGGCCAACAACCCCUUAUCUCUGAGCGUCCCCGAGCCAGCAUUCGAGUCGUGGCUAAGAGACCGCGGCUACCUCGAAAUCCUCGACCAACAAACUUCUGACCUCCACCGCCUCUCCACCACCACUUCCUCCUCCUCCUCCUCCGCCACUACCACUAGCUCCGCUACCUUAGUCACUGGUGGAUUCUUUUUAUCUUUCUGUUCAUACAUCGGAACCCUACUCUUUCUCUUCACUUUCAAUCCCUUCUCCAAGCUCACCUCCGACGACUUCUCCGGCGAUACUCCCUCCUGGACUUUUCGAUUUAUCGGUUCUUCAGAUUCCUACUCGCUCCCUUCGUCGACCUCUCAGGCUCGAUUGAGAGUCCACGAAAAUGUCAAGCGCUUUGCUCGCAAUUAUGCCUCUCUCUUCAUCCUCUUCUUCGCUUGCUCUCUGUAUCAAAUGCCCCUUGCUCUUGUUGGGCUGAUAUCAUGUUUGGCGCUUUGGGAUCUGUUCAGAUUUUGGGGUGAUCGAUGGGGAUUAGAUCGAUACCCUCUAUUUCGACUAAGCUUGGGUCGAGUUGCUCAAUGUGGCGAGUUUGUUCAUCUUUAG
Molecule: messenger RNA, 597 nt
Organism: Ilex paraguariensis (yerba mate)
Lineage: Eukaryota; Viridiplantae; Streptophyta; Magnoliopsida; Aquifoliales; Aquifoliaceae
Source: the annotation of a GenBank genome assembly